Messenger RNA from Lynx canadensis (Canada lynx), 5075 nucleotides. It is a transcript of the gene MGAT3, whose product is annotated as beta-1,4-mannosyl-glycoprotein 4-beta-N-acetylglucosaminyltransferase. The record is from RefSeq and is a predicted model, not a curated record. Gene Ontology annotation, molecular function: beta-1,4-mannosylglycoprotein 4-beta-N-acetylglucosaminyltransferase activity. Lineage: Eukaryota; Metazoa; Chordata; Mammalia; Carnivora; Felidae. Gene Ontology annotation, biological process: protein N-linked glycosylation; N-acetylglucosamine metabolic process. The transcript is spliced from 3 exons. Gene Ontology annotation, cellular component: membrane. Bases 252 to 1853 code for a protein of 533 amino acids.
GGGCCAGGAGGAAAACAAAAGAAAUCGCCAGGAGGGGUCCUUAUGACACCUCUGGGCCCUCAGGACGGGCUCAAAGUGAUGGGAGAGAACACUGCAGAGAUCGGCGAGGCCCAGGAUCCCCCUGGGCGGCUGGAACGGGGCAGCCCAGGGCGGGAGAAGUCAAUGUCAUCCUGGCCCCAUUUAGAAGCAGCCCUUAUGCCGGUUCCAGAGCGGGAGACCCAGAAUCUCAUAGUUGUUUACAAACACAAAGAAUGAAGAUGAGACGCUACAAGCUCUUUCUCAUGUUCUGUAUGGCCGGCCUGUGCCUCAUCUCCUUCCUGCACUUCUUUAAGACCCUGUCCUAUGUCACCUUCCCCCGGGAACUGGCCUCCCUCAGCCCGAACCUCGUGUCCAGCUUCUUCUGGAACAAUGCCCCCGUCACGCCCCAGGCCAGCCCGGAGCCGGGUAGCCCCGACCUGCUGCGAACGCCGCUCUAUUCCCACUCGCCCCUGCUCCAGCCCCUGUCGCCGAGCAAGGCCACCGAGGAGCUCCACCGGGUGGACUUCGUGCUGCCCGAGGACACCACCGAGUACUUCGUCCGCACCAAGGCCGGCGGCGUCUGCUUCAAACCGGGCACCAAGAUGCUGGAGAAGCCCCCCUCGGGGCGGCCCGACGAGAAGGCCGAGGGCGCCGACGGCUCCUCGGCCCGGGGCCCCGCGCGGCACCUGCUGAGCACCCGCGAGCGCCCGGGGGCCCGCGGCGCGCGGCGCAAGUGGGUGGAGUGCGUGUGCCUCCCGGGCUGGCACGGGCCCAGCUGCGGCGUGCCCACCGUGGUGCAGUACUCCAACCUGCCCACCAAGGAGCGCCUGGUGCCCCGGGAGGUGCCGCGGCGGGUCAUCAACGCCAUCAACGUCAACCACGAGUUCGACCUGCUGGACGUGCGCUUCCACGAGCUGGGCGACGUGGUGGACGCGUUCGUGGUGUGCGAGUCCAACUUCACGGCGUACGGGGAGCCGCGGCCGCUCAAGUUCCGCGAGAUGCUGACCAACGGCACCUUCGAGUACAUCCGGCACAAGGUGCUCUACGUCUUCCUGGACCACUUCCCGCCGGGCGGGCGGCAGGACGGCUGGAUCGCCGACGACUACCUGCGCACCUUCCUGACGCAGGACGGCGUGUCGCGGCUGCGCAACCUGCGGCCCGACGACGUCUUCAUCAUCGACGACGCCGACGAGAUCCCCGCGCGCGACGGCGUGCUCUUCCUCAAGCUGUACGACGGCUGGACGGAGCCCUUCGCCUUCCACAUGCGCAAGUCGCUCUACGGCUUCUUCUGGAAGCAGCCGGGCACCCUGGAGGUGGUGUCGGGCUGCACCGUGGACAUGCUGCAGACGGUGUACGGGCUGGACGGCAUCCGCCUGCGCCGCCGCCAGUACUACACCAUGCCCAACUUCCGCCAGUACGAGAACCGCACCGGCCACAUCCUGGUGCAGUGGUCGCUGGGCAGCCCCCUGCACUUCGCCGGCUGGCACUGCUCCUGGUGCUUCACGCCCGAGGGCAUCUACUUCAAGCUCGUGUCCGCCCAGAACGGCGACUUCCCCCGCUGGGGCGACUACGAGGACAAGCGGGACCUCAAUUACAUCCGGAGCCUGAUCCGCACGGGCGGCUGGUUCGACGGCACGCGGCAGGAGUACCCGCCGGCCGACCCCAGCGAACACAUGUACGCCCCUAAGUACCUGCUCAGCAACUACGCCCAGUUCCGCUACCUGCUGGACAACCCCUACCGGGAGCCCAAGGGCACAGCGGAAGGUGGGCGGCGGAACAGGGGGCCCGAGGGAAGGCCGCCCGCCAGGGGCAGAUCGGAUGUGGUCGAAGGCUAAGGCUGCGAGAUCUUCAAAGAGCCGGCGGGCGGGGCGGGGGGAUGGCGGCAGCCCCUCCCGCUGUUUCCCUGCCUCCCUCUGCCGGCUGCCUGGUUCCCGAGAGGACCGAGCCCUUGGGAACCCAGGGCCAGGCCUGUGGGCUCACAAAGCAUCCUUCCUUGUCGGGAGAGGGGAGUCCAGCCCUUCCGUCCACCCAGAGUGCUGUGGCCAGGAGGUGCCAACGGAGAGUGCAUGACGGUUACUGGGCAGCCAGGGAGGGCGGGCAGGGUCGGGGAAGGGGACCCGCAGGAGAAGCUCCCCAGGCCAGCCACGUGGGAGGUGCGGCCCCGGCCGGGGAGAAACCUGCCGUUGGGCCUCCUGGGGCUUUGGACCUGCAGCGGGAAGGUGGGCAGGCCGGGAGGUCCUGGGGCUCUGUAAAUGGGUGCAUCCGGGUGCAGGAGGAAGAGGGGACAGCAAGGUGGGAGGGAUGUAAAGGAGCGUCCAGCUGGGAGGAAGCGCAGUGUCCUCGGAAGGGCUGAGCCGGAGGGAGCAGAGAGCUCUGCCCGCAGGACACCCCUGCGCUGGACAGCACCCGUGGGGUAGGGCCUGGAGUCUGCCGAAGCCCGGGGAGUCUUGCUUUUGGUUCCAAACCUGGCCUUGACAUCCCGUCUUUCUUUUUAUACUGUCGUCUUGUGGGCUGCCCGCUCAGCCCUCGCAAGGCCAAGACUCCAGUUCUCGGGGUGGGAUGGGAGCCGGAGGCUGGACCGUCAGGCCGGCCUGGGAGGGGGCCUCGGGGAGGCAGAGGUUCCCCAUCACCCCUUCCCACUGGGACCCACAGCCCCAGCCCUCCACCGUCUCUGAUAGAGUCACCCUUGUGCCCCUGCUCGGGGCUGGCUAGAGCCAGGAAGGGCCCACAGGCUGCCUGGGACCAGGAAGGACUUUGAGGUCAGUUAUGUCAUCUCAUUCCCCUCAGUUUAUCUCAUGGGGGCAGGGGAUGUAUCGGUUAGAUUCUAAGCUGCUGCCAUUAAGAGGCCCCCAAACACAAUGGUUGAAGCAAGACAAGCUUGUUUCUAGCUUAACUGUCCAGAGGGAGAUGGUCCAGAUCCAGUAGGGCAGCUCUGCUUUUUCCCACAUACACACCUUCCAGUUCUGGACAGAGCGGUGGCUUCAGCUCCCACCAUCACAUGUGCAUCCCAGCCUGGGAGAAGCAGAGAAGGGCAAGAGAAGCACAUGUCCUUUCCCGUUAAGGGCAUGAGCCAGCAUGGCAUGGUCACUUCCGAUCGCAUCUCACUGGCCGGGUCUUAGUCACGUGGUCACAAGCAGCUGCAAGGGAAGCUGGGAAAGGGAGUGUUCAGCCACAUGCCCAGCCUCAGCUUGAGAGUCCUCUUAGUAAAGGAAGGAGGAGAGCACGGAGACCAGGAGCAUCUUUGGCACAGAGGGAGGGCCAUGGGGAGAGAGCGUCAGAAUGACUAACACAGUCCUAGGAUCCUCCUCUCAAGUUCAGAGCUCUUAGACGCACCUGCUCCUGCCCCCAUUCACUGCCAGUCCAGAGCUGGGGGGGGGGGGGCGGGCAGUGAGAGCCUGCAGUUGAAGGAGGGGUGAGACACCGCCCUCCUGAGGCCCCCACAGAUGUUCACCCAGCCAUGCCAGGAUGCAGAGCCUGCCUGCCGAGCGGGACAUGUUUGUGUGUGCGUGUGUGUAUUUAUGGGCAUGUGUGCAUGUUUGGUGUGUACUUGUGUGUGUCUGUCUUGGGGUGUCCCUGUAAAUAGAUGCUUCUGUGUGGAUGUGGGGGCAGGGCCCAGGCCUCCCCUUCCCCGGGACCUGGAGACUGUGGCCACAGCCCCUCACAGCUCCCCCAAAGUGACUGAGGCGCAAAGCCCUCGGGGAGCCUAGCAAGCAAGGCUAAAGGGGGAUGCGGGGUCUGUCUGUCUGUCUGUCUUUCAGUCCAAGGAAUGAGAAUCCUCCGGGCCCGAGGGCUGAACAGCUGAGAGCUCACUACCUCCCCGGCCUGUUUUGGUCCCCACCGUAUCCUUCCAUCCCAUCCCACCCAGCCUCCAGCCAGGACUGUCUCUGGGGGUCUUGUUGGGGUUUCCUGACGGGCCAGAAGGGGAGGGGGUCUCCCCUGCCUCAGCUCUGUCCAGAGAACUGUCUGGCGUGGGUGUGGUCUGGGGAGCUGGCCGCAGAGCAGCGUCCGGCCGGCAGGCAUGAAUCAGGUGGCAGGGCCCUAUGGCCUCCAGUCUCCCACCCCAAGCAAGUCUUUAGGGUGCCCUGAGGGAACCCCUCCCUUGGAGUUACAGCAGUCCCCCUAGUCCCUCUUGGAUCUGAGAAGUGGCAAAAGAAAUCAGGAUGUCCCUGUGGCUCUGGGCCAACCCAGACCGGGGCCUGUCUUCCCAGCCACCUCUGCUCACCCCCCGGACAGGCAGUCUCUGGGGGCUCCUGACUCGGGCCUGAGUCCCAGCCCAGGGCCUCCCUCCUGAGGGCUUCCUCACCUCGUGCCCCUGGCACCCUCGGCUGCUAUGGGCAUGCCCCCUCCCCAGGCUGGCAGGGGUCCCUGGCCUCCAGUUCACCAGCUCCGGGGCAGGGGAAGGAAGAGGGGAGGAGCUCAGAUCUGCCAGGACCCACCUUCCCUCUCAGACCCAGAACCCUGUUCGCGGUCACUGCCGAGUGGAGACCUGGCCAUUGGGUGGAUACAGCAGCCAUCAGUGGAGGGGGGGGGGGCGGGGGGCAAGGUGUGGGGUUGAAGAGUUUCACAUAUACUCACAUUCAUACACUGGGAAUUCUGGGGGGUGGGGGGUCGGGGGGCGGGCAGGGGAGCCCCGGGCCACUCCCCCAGUAUGAAAGGAAACCAAACUGUGAAUGUGUGAGGGCGGGCGCACUGCUGGCCCUGUCGCCAUAACCAGGUGUCUUUCCCUGGGAACCACUGGCCCUACGACCUCUAGACUCAGGAGGCUCAGCCAGCCCACAGGUCAUGUCCAUUCCCAGGGGCGGGUGUGGGAGAGCUUUGGGGGCAAAGGUGACGGUUGGGGAGGGGAUAUAGGACUUCCCCAAGCAGAAGGCAAGGCCCUGGGAAAUGUAUAAUUUAAGGACGCCAAUGAUAAUAGUAUUAUUUUUUUUGUAAGGGAAAAUCAAUAUGUACAUUCUGAAAUCAUUUUCUCUGUAAAUGGUUGGAUUUCAUUUCACCCUUAAAGGGAUGCUUAAAGGAAAAGAUAAUAUUAAUAAUAAAAACAGCUACAAAGUCUGAAA